Molecule: messenger RNA, 3163 nt
Organism: Ceratina calcarata
Lineage: Eukaryota; Metazoa; Arthropoda; Insecta; Hymenoptera; Apidae
Gene: TM9SF3
Product: transmembrane 9 superfamily protein member 3
Exons: 10
Coding region: 207-1967 (586 amino acids)
Biological process (GO): protein localization to membrane
Cellular component (GO): membrane
Source: RefSeq, a predicted model, not a curated record
AGCGGCGAGUGUCAUCAUCGUAUUUUAAUACGUGUCCGUGGUGUCUGUGUCCGCUGGUGGGCUGCUGCUGGUCUAUGGUGCCUGUCCGUCCGGUGUUUCUGCUACGUAGCUCCCGUUUCGUGAAUCUAUGGAGUGUUUUCGUUGUCGGAUAUCUUUGAAUUUCUGUCUGUAUUAGCAUAAGGCGCCUAGCGCGCCUUCCCGUCACGAUGAACAUGUGUCGGGCUCGAUUGUUAUUCCCCUUUCUGGCGCUCAGCCUACUCCCCUUUGCCCGUCCCGACGAGCACACUCACGUCUACGAAGAUAACGACGAAGUUGUACUGUGGAUGAGCACAGUUGGACCAUAUCACAAUCGCCAAGAGACCUAUUCCUAUUUUUCAUUACCUUUCUGUUCGGGUACAAAGGACGUCAUUAAUCAUUAUCAUGAAACGUUCUCAGAAGCACUGCAAGGCAUCGAACUCAAAUUUAGUGGCCUGGAGAUCGAAUUCAAGGCCGAUGUUAUCAAGACGGAAUACUGUCAAAUAAAACUGGCCGAAGAAAGCGAGAAAGCCUUUGUAUAUGCAGUAAAGAAUCAGUAUUGGUACAAAAUGUACAUGGACGAUUUACCAAUAUGGGGUGUCGUGGGAGAGCCCGAAGAAAACAAUGGUGUCGUGUCUUACUAUAUUUGGACGCAUAAGAAGUUCGACAUAGGGUACAAUGGGAAGCAAAUAGUCGACGUGAACUUGACCAGUGAGAACAAAGUGAAGUUGGUGCAAGGCGCAGCCAUCUCGUUCAGUUACGAAGUCAACUGGAAGAAGAGCAAUGUUAAAUACGAAGACAGAUUCGACAAAUAUUUGGAUCCGAAUUUCUUCCAGCACAGAAUCCAUUGGUUUAGCAUUUUCAACAGUUUCAUGAUGGUGAUCUUUCUCGUUGGCCUCGUCUCCAUGAUUUUGAUGCGCACACUGAAGAAGGAUUACGCUAGGUACAGUAGGGACGAAGAAAUGGACGAUAUGGAACGAGAUUUGGGCGACGAGUACGGAUGGAAACAGGUCCACGGCGACGUGUUCAGACCCGCCAGCCAUGCGAUGCUCUUUUCCGCCCUUAUAGGCGCCGGCUAUCAAGUGACGGUGGUCGUGCUGAGCGUUAUCAUUUUCGCUAUCCUCGGCGAGUUGUAUACGGAGAGAGGGUCGAUGCUGUCGACAGCGAUUUUCGUAUACGCCGCCACGUCGCCUAUAAACGGUUAUGCCGGAGGAGGUUUGUACGCGCGUAUGGGAGGUCGUAUUUGGAUCAAGCAGAUGAUCCUCAGUGCCUUCAUGUUACCUUUUAUCGUCUGUGGAACGGCAUUCUUCAUUAAUUUUAUCGCGAUGUACUACCACGCCAGCCGCGCCAUCCCGUUCGGUUCGAUGGUAGCUGUCACGUGCAUUUGCAUAUUCGUUAUAUUGCCAUUGACGUUGGUUGGAACCAUCCUAGGCCGCAAUCUAGCCGGAACACCGGACGCACCGUGCAGAGUCAACGCGGUACCUCGACCUAUUCCCGAAAAGAAAUGGUUCAUGGAACCGUUGGUGAUCAUAAUGCUCGGAGGCAUCCUGCCAUUUGGAUCGAUAUUCAUUGAAAUGUACUUCAUUUUCACAUCGUUCUGGGCGUACAAAAUCUACUACGUGUACGGGUUUAUGUUACUAGUAUUCGUUAUUCUAAUGAUAGUGACCGUCUGCGUCACUAUUGUCUGUACAUAUUUCCUGCUGAACGCUGAGGAUUAUCGAUGGCAGUGGACAAGUUUCUUAGCAGCAGCUUCCACCGCUGGUUACGUCUACGUAUACUCCUUCUAUUAUUUCUUCUUUAAAACCAAAAUGUACGGUCUCUUCCAAACGGCGUUUUACUUCGGUUACAUGGCGCUGUUCAGCCUCGCAUUGGGCAUAAUGUGCGGCACGGUCGGCUACGUCGGCACUAACGCAUUUGUAAGGAAGAUCUAUUCCACGGUUAAAAUAGACUAAGGCACAAGUCUGGUGUAACGUCUACGAUCGAACGUGGAUCAGACGAAAGGCUCGCAGAGCGAAUUCUGCUGGUCUCCGUAGAGUAGGACUCUACUUUCUUUUGACCGUUUAAAUUAUUCCCAUUACUCGACGAGUGACGAUCGCAUUAAACGCGAUCGUGGAAAUGGUAUAUCGGUAACUACCACCUGGAAUCGCGUUACAUUCGAUUCCUUGUCUAACGCUCGAACGUCUAUCUAACGUCGCAACAAUAUCUUCAUCUCGAUCCUUAAUCUAUUCGUUCGAUCGGAAGUGGACGACGGACAACGCGAACACCGGCCGGCGGUUCAAACGGUCGCACGUAUCGUCCGCUCCACGACGAAUCGCACAGUGGAUAGCAUUGUAUGACACUCCGCCAGUAAAUUAAAACGGACUACCGUACCGUUGAGACAGCGUACGACCACCGUACCUCCGUUACCAAAAUUACCUUCCUUAGCCCUCGAAAAUGUUUUACUGGAAACAUUUCCAUCGAAUCGUAAAUCGUUGAAACCAAGUAUCGGUGUAUCGCGAAACCGAGGAAACCGAAAGAGAAAAUAUUAUGUAUACACGUACAAAUUGUACAGUAAAGAUUUUCGAUGCAGUUUAUUCGUAAAAUAGGUAUUUCAGUUGACGAUAAUGUUAAGUACACAGUGCUUAAAAUCGCGCGUGAGUAUGAAAUCGAAACUUUAGUCGUAUAAGCGCUUGGUUAACGGCGAGGCGAAUUGAGUAAGAUAAAUCUUAAGAGAUAAAAGCUAGGAAGCUAGAUCGGAGUAAGAAUGUGAAUAAUAAGACAUCUUUUUCAUCGUUGACUACGCAUCACGAGCAACGAGACAGUUAUUUGACGUGGAUACUCGUUUCUGUAAGCUGUAAGUGCAUUGGUAACAAAUGUAAAAUAUCGUUAGCCUGUAACCGGUGGUAAAGUAAAUCCUCUUUUUAAUUCCGUGGUCCCCUGCGCGCCUGGCUAAUGUACCCAUUUAUACGUCUGAUCGGUGCUAACGUUGUAAGGAACACGUGAGGGGACGUCGUACUGAUCGUCGUGAACGAGUUUAUCCUAACGCGAUGCAUCGUCGAACAAAAAUAUCAAUGAAAACACGAAUAUGGACACACGGUUUGUUGUUAGACAUAGCAGUUCUAAGAAAUAUAAAAUUUCUACAUACAAUAAAAAUACAAUUGUACAUAUA